This is a messenger RNA of Erigeron canadensis, 864 nucleotides long. RefSeq names its product B3 domain-containing protein At3g25182-like. NCBI's taxonomy places the organism in Eukaryota, Viridiplantae, Streptophyta, Magnoliopsida, Asterales, Asteraceae. The coding region runs from base 1 to 864 and encodes 287 amino acids. The record is from RefSeq and is a predicted model, not a curated record. Gene Ontology annotation, molecular function: DNA binding. The transcript has a single exon.
AUGGGAAGAACUAAACCACCUCGUCUCGAUGGCGAAAGCGAAGACGAUUACUACAUGAGAUUAAUUCAAAAACUCGCAAACGAAAAGUUGGCGUUAUUCGCUCGUUACCAGAUGGAACAACAGCAAGAAGAAGAAGAACGUAAAGAAGUAGCAACAAACUUGCUGUCAUUAAAAAAGUCGAAAAAAAGUUCGUUGAAACGUAAACAGCGUGAUUUCGACGAAGAUGACGUCAUUGAUAUCAAGAUCAAGAACAAGAAAAAGAAGAAGGUAGGGGUUACGACGACGAAUAAGGCGGAGCAAAGGCCGGUGGUGGUAAAUAAAGUAACGGAGGGGGUAAAAGAGUUCAUCAAGAAUAAGAUGAAGGGUUCGGAUUUAAAGUUGUUGAUACAAAAAACGUUAUAUGCAAGUGAUUUAAAUCCUGGUCAGAAUAGACUAAACAUGCCAGCUAAUCAAUUAGAGACGAAUGCGAACGAUUUUUUGACAGCGGAUGAGAUGCGGAAACUUACAGACAAGGAUAAAAAAUCGGGCCUUGAAGUUGACAAGGAUAAAAAAUCGGGCGUUGAAGUUGGAAUUUUGGGUCCAAAUUUGAGAAUGUAUGACAGGAUGUUGGAGUUGAAGAUUUGGGAUAUGCCGUGCACGAAAAACUAUGUGUUGAUAAGCAAUUGGUACAACUUCGUGAAAGAACAUUACAAUUUUUUGAAGAAAGGUACAUUGAUUCAAGUGUGGGCGUUUCGUUUAAACGAGCAGUUGUGUUUGGCACUUGUGUGUCCUGAUCAUGAGGAUGAUAAUGUUGCGUUUGAGGAGAAUUUACAUGAUGGUGAAAACGACGACGUCGCUGUUGCUGCUAGUGCUAGUGAAGUUUAG